AUGGAGAAGAGCACGGUGGUGGUCUGUGUCCCUGUUGUUAUCAUGGCCGAGAUUGCUGAGAUCGACUACAGCUCGAGCUUCUCGGUGUUCACAAUGGAGGCUUACGACCUACUCGGUGGCGACGCGUGCAGCACACAGAUGUACUCGGAGGCCAAGCUCGCCUCAGUGGCAGCAACAGUGAGAAGGAGGGUGGAGAAGGAGGAGAGGGACUACCUAUCGCAUGACAAGCCAAGAACGGUGUUAUCGGGCAAGGCAUGCAACGACCUUGAUGGUGAGUUCUGCGAUGCGCCAUACCAGGUCGGCAUCUCUAGGGAACUGGCGCACACCUAUGACCAAGCAAGACCAAGGGUGUAUGUAAUGUAUAUAGGCAUGUCUUGGGUUGGCUCAGCUGCCAAGUCGUGCAUCGUCUCAUUCAGUAUUAACAUGUAG
Zea mays is the source of this 429-nucleotide messenger RNA. RefSeq names its product light-regulated protein, chloroplastic. Gene Ontology annotation, cellular component: chloroplast. The record is from RefSeq and is a predicted model, not a curated record. Lineage: Eukaryota; Viridiplantae; Streptophyta; Magnoliopsida; Poales; Poaceae. The coding region runs from base 1 to 429 and encodes 142 amino acids. The transcript is spliced from 5 exons.